AUGUCCUCCUCGGAGCCUCCCCCUAGACCGCCCUUCUCAUCGCUCCCCCUGGACCCCGACGGCCCCCCCGGAAACGCGUGGGGGCUCUACGGCAAAGACGACCGGCUCGGGGCGCUGAACCUCCUCACGCCCGCCGUCGUGGCGGCGACGGCGGCGUCCGAGAUCCGCACCGGCGAGCGCGUGUCGCUCGACUGGUCGCUGGACAACCCGUCGCAGCCGAGCUUCGACCGGGCGCCGUUCCACUCGAGGCUCGUCAACAGGGCGCACCCGAGCGGCGAGGGGAGGACGGUCAACGACGACGUGCUGCACUUCAACACGCAGUGCAGCAGCCAGUGGGACGGCUUCAGACACUAUGGGUAUCAGAAGGCGCGUCGAUACUACAACAACACGACUCAGGCGGACCUCGAGAAACCCGAGAACAUCGGCAUUGAUGCUUGGGUCGAGAAAGGCGGCAUCGUCGGCCGCGGCGUCCUGCUCGACUACGCCGGCUUCUGCGCGCGCCACACGAUCCCCCUCGACGCCUUCACCAGCAGCUCCAUCUCGCUGGCGCACCUGCGGCAGGUCGCCGCCGAGCAGGGCGUGACCUUCCGGCCCGGCGACAUUUUGCUCGUGCGGUCGGGCUUCACGGCGGGCUACAACGCCAAGGACGAGGCGGCGCAGAGGGCCGUCGCGGCACGCGCGAGCCCGGACUUCCUCGGCGUCGAGCCGACGGCCGAGGUGCUGCGGUGGAUCUGGGAGAGCGGCUUCGCGGCCGUGGCGGGCGACGCGCCGAGCUUCGAGAGGGCGCCCAUCGCGGGGCCGCACACGGCCGUCGGCGGCGUCUGGAAGGGCGAGCCGUGGGAGGAGGAGAUGCAGGGCGGCGGUCUGCUGCAUCAGUGGCUUCUGGGCGGCUGGGGGCUGCCCAUCGGGGAGAUGUUUGACCUCGAAGCCCUGAGCGUGAAGUGUCGAGAGCUGAGACGAUGGACGUUCUUUGUGAGCAGCGUGCCGUUGAAGGUUCCGGGGGGUGUUGCAAGCCCUCCCAACGCGGUUGCAAUCUUCUGA
Colletotrichum destructivum is the source of this 1041-nucleotide messenger RNA. Its product is annotated as Putative kynurenine formamidase/cyclase, kynurenine formamidase superfamily. Gene Ontology annotation, molecular function: arylformamidase activity. The record is from RefSeq and is a predicted model, not a curated record. The coding region runs from base 1 to 1041 and encodes 346 amino acids. NCBI's taxonomy places the organism in Eukaryota, Fungi, Ascomycota, Sordariomycetes, Glomerellales, Glomerellaceae. The transcript is spliced from 4 exons.